AUGAAUGUGCACUCAUUUAAUGAUAUUCCCGACGCGAGACUCGAGGAAGUCAAAGUGGCAAACGAAACCGAUAGUGUGAUACAGGAGUUGAUAUCUCUGAUUCGUACCGGGUGGCCGAGAAAUAAAGAUAGUGUACCGGAAGCUGGAAAACCGUACUUUGAUUUCCGUGAUACGUUAGGAUAUCAAGACGGUAUCGUCGUAAAAGGUGAAGCCCUAGUUAUACCGCGAUCGCUGCGUGGUGAAAUGAAAAAACGACUUCAUUGUGCUCAUUUAGCAUACGACAGCAUGAUGCGUAGGGCUCGAGGAACUAUAUUUUGGCCGGACAUGUCGAAGGAUAUCAAGCAAAUGGCCGAUUCGUGCGAAGCGUGCCAAGAACUCAAACCGAGCAAUCCAAAAGAAAGUCUACGACAGCAUGUUGAAGGUACCCCAUGGGAAAAGAUAGGCACGGACCUAUUUGAGGUUCAAGGGCGACAUUAUCUCGUAUGUGUAGACCACAUUUCAAAUUUCAUCGAAGUUGAUUAUCUAACAUCGACAACGUCAAGCAGAGUCAUCGACGUACUUAGAAAACAGUUUGCUAGAUUGGGGGUCCCAACUACAAUCGUGUCCGAUGGAGGUCCACAAUACUCCUCCCAGGAAUCCUCAAAGUUCGCAAAGAAAGUGGGAAUCAACCAGAAAAUGUCGUCGCCGAAUCACGCUCAGAGUAACGGAAAAGCCGAGUCCGCCGUUAAAAUCAUAAAGCAUAUGAUGAUUAAGAGUCUUCGAGAUGAUUCUGAUCAGUGCGAAGCACUACUCGAACAACGAAAUCCCCCGCGGCAAGACACUGGUAAACGUCCUGCCGAGAUGAUGUUUGGUCGAAACACUCGAUCAAUGAUACCAACGGUAAAAGUAAAAGGUAUCGAUACUCAAACUGUGAAACGCAGACAAUCCCGAAAAGACACCGUAAAGCGAAGCUACGACAAAAGAACGCGUGUGUUACCGAAACUGUCAAAGGGUCAAAAUGUGUAUUACAAGAAAUCUCCAAGGGACACAUGA
This is a messenger RNA of Mizuhopecten yessoensis (Yesso scallop), 1032 nucleotides long. RefSeq lists its product as uncharacterized. The record is from RefSeq and is a predicted model, not a curated record. Gene Ontology annotation, molecular function: nucleic acid binding. The transcript has a single exon. The coding region runs from base 1 to 1032 and encodes 343 amino acids. Lineage: Eukaryota; Metazoa; Mollusca; Bivalvia; Pectinida; Pectinidae. Gene Ontology annotation, biological process: DNA integration.